AUGGCUAUAUUGUUUAAGAACCUCGAUCGACUAUUCGCCGCCAUGAACACACAGAAGACUAAGGACCUUAAAUCGACCAUUUGGUACGAUUUGUACUUCAGGUUCUUCUUGGCGCGCAUGAGUGGCUGGGAAUUUCUGCUGGUAGCACUUCCAUUAUUCCUGAUCUCUUUUUUUGUUGAGGUCUUCGUCUGUUACCCAGGGAAUAUCAACAUACCCAAAGCUGUAAUUGCAAUUAUUGUGCUUUGCGAGUCCCUGGAGUUCAUUCUUCAACUUGUACUUUGUUGGACCCGUCUCCGCAAAUGCCCAGCUUUCUACCGAAAAUGGGGCAUCCGCAUCAAAACACUCUCCGGAAUCGUUGUGGUUGCCUUCAAGGCUGCAGAAAUCUACAGUAUUUGCAAACUUGUUCCAAACUCGGAACCAAGUAGUGCACUUGAUCGUUGGGGUAUGUUUGGGCCAAGACUUCAGAAAGCGAUGAAAUCGUUGCUUGUCAUCAUAUUCUUGAAUUCAGCCGAUCGCGAAUUGGAUUUUGGAGGGAACGAAAACGAGAUAUUCUCCGGAUACAAUGCAAGAGUAUUUGGUCCUCUCAUUAAUCAGGAAGAGAGAAAUCAUGUCUUGAAGCUGGUUACAAGGAUGCGCGGGCACAAUUGA
Molecule: messenger RNA, 648 nt
Organism: Morchella sextelata
Lineage: Eukaryota; Fungi; Ascomycota; Pezizomycetes; Pezizales; Morchellaceae
Exons: 1
Coding region: 1-648 (215 amino acids)
Source: RefSeq, a predicted model, not a curated record